CACAGGUGAAUGCUGAAACAUUGCUCGAGGUCACGAGCCGACAUUUGCGGCAGGGUCCUUCUUGCCAUAUUAAAGAAAGCUUGCCCGCAACAUCCAAACCUUGCCCUUGCCUCCGACCUGCCAAAAUCUUGCGGCGCACUAGUUACAGACGACGAAGUCGCCCGAACUCAAUAAAUAUCGCCGCUGGAUAGCCACUGCCCAUCAUGAAGCAGUACGGCAAUGUGUAUCUCGUCGCCGCAAUCUCCAUCAUUGGAGGCAUGCUCUUCGGCUUUGACAUCAGUUCCAUGAGCGCCAUCAUCGCCACGAAGCCGUACCUCUGCUACUUCAACCAAGGCCCCAAUGGACCACCCUACAACGACUUGGCUUGUUCUGGACCACGAACCGAUGUGCAGGGAGGCAUCACCGCCUCCAUGGCUGGUGGCUCCUGGCUUGCCAGUCUGGUCAGUGGUAUCAUCUCUGACCGUCUCGGCCGCAAGAGCGCUAUCCAGAUCGGCGCUGUUAUCUGGGUGAUAGGCUGUAUUAUCGUCUGCGCGGCACAGAACAUUCCCAUGUUGAUUGUGGGUCGAAUCAUCAACGGUUUCUGUGUCGGGAUUUGCUCUGCGCAGGUGCCAGUCUACAUCACUGAGAUCGCGCCGCCAACGAAGAGAGGCCGCCUGGUCGGUGCUCAGCAAUGGGCAAUCACCUGGGGCAUCUUGAUCAUGUUCUACAUCUCGUACGGCAGCUCCUUCAUCAACGGCGUUGCCGCCUUCCGACUUCCAUGGGCUUUACAGAUGAUUCCCGCCAUUAUCCUGUUCUUUGGAAUGAUUAUUCUUCCGGAGAGUCCUCGCUGGCUCGCGUCAAAGGAUCGCUGGGAGGAGUGCGAGCAAGUCCUCAUUCUCACUCACGGCCGUGGUGAUCCAAAUGGUCCCUGGGUAGCUCAGGAGUUCCAAGAGAUCAAGGAGUGGAUCGAAAUCGAGAGAGCCAGCGCCCGCGUCCGCUAUGUUGACCUCUUCUCGCCAAAAUACAUCAACCGCACCCAUAUUGGCCUCUUCACGCAGAUUUGGUCUCAACUCACAGGCAUGAAUGUGAUGAUGUACUACAUUACCUAUGUUUUCGCGAUGGCAGGGUUAACAGGAAACACCCUGCUGGUGUCAUCCUCGAUCCAAUAUGUCAUCAACGUAGUCAUGACCGUGCCUGCCUUGAUCUGGAUCGACCGCGUUGGACGUCGCCCUCUGCUCCUGCUUGGCUCCACCCUUAUGGCAACCUGGCUCUUCGCUAACGCAGGACUCCUUGCCGUAUAUGGCACUGAUCCAGGUCCGGAAGGUGUCGGCGGCAUCAAGGAAGCCAGCGUUGAGGUCUCUGGCGCCGCAUCUAAGGCUGUCAUUGCUUGCUCGUACCUGUUCGUGGCCAGCUACGCACCAACCUGGGGACCUGUCUCUUGGGUCUACCCACCAGAGCUUUUCCCAAACCAUCUUCGUGGAAAGGCUGUUGCUCUUGCCACUUCUGGCAACUGGGCCUUCAACUUCGCUCUCGGCUACUUCGUGCCCCCGGCUUUUGUCAAUAUCAAGUGGCAGACUUACAUCAUCUUUGGCGUAUUCUGCGUGGCCAUGACUUUGCAUGUCUUCUUCAUCUUCCCUGAGACCGCUGGCAAGCAGCUCGAGGAGGUCACCGCCAUGUUUGAGGAUCCUCGCGGCAUCAAGUACCUGGGCACACCUGCUUGGAAGACCCAUUCGCAAUUCCAUGAUGCUCAAAAGAUAGAGCAUGGUCAAGGUUUGGAGAAGAAGAUGGAAGAAGAUCACUCGCCAGAGCGCCACGAGAGGGUCGAGCCGACCAAGAUCGACGUUUAGAUGGAGUUAGUUCAUGCAGUAAUUUCUUUGUCAGAGCCUUACGGCCCGCUUCAUACGACAGUAUGGUAGACGACAACAGUUGCGAAUGCAAGAUACCCGA
Cercospora beticola is the source of this 1926-nucleotide messenger RNA. RefSeq names its product sugar porter family MFS transporter. Lineage: Eukaryota; Fungi; Ascomycota; Dothideomycetes; Mycosphaerellales; Mycosphaerellaceae. Gene Ontology annotation, molecular function: carbohydrate:proton symporter activity. The record is from RefSeq and is a predicted model, not a curated record. Gene Ontology annotation, cellular component: membrane. Gene Ontology annotation, biological process: carbohydrate transport; transmembrane transport.